Messenger RNA from Culex quinquefasciatus (southern house mosquito), 1553 nucleotides. RefSeq lists its product as uncharacterized. The transcript is spliced from 3 exons. The record is from RefSeq and is a predicted model, not a curated record. Lineage: Eukaryota; Metazoa; Arthropoda; Insecta; Diptera; Culicidae. The coding region runs from base 25 to 1281 and encodes 418 amino acids.
GUUCGUUUAGUGGCGUCGACCGGGAUGGACAGUUUCAGCAAAACCGUUGCCAAGCUUCGUCUGUUCAAACUCCGGCGGAAAAUCCCGCCUUGUUUCUGGCUGAUGGACCGAUUUCUGCUCGUUGCUAGUGUCCACGUGGUGCCCCAGAAGAUCUGGCAGAAAAAGGUUUGGAUUCUUUUCCAUGCGGUUGGUGCUUUUCAGAUGUUUAUGACUUUACUCGGGCUGACUAGCGCUUUGGUUCGGAUGGACGAUGUUCUGUUGGUCAUUUGGUGUACGAUCUUGUUUACCGCAGAACUAUUGUGCCUGGCAAAGUGUUAUCUGCUGAUGCGGUACGAUGGUUCGAUUCAAGAUCUGCGUGACUUUUUGAACGCUGGCAGCUUCAGCUCUGGAGAUCAAAACUUUGAUGUUUCUGCGAGGAACAAGUAUCAAAGAAGCUCCAGCCUGAUUGCCAUUGCAGUUUCCUUGAUUAUUCUGCUCGAUCAGAUUGUCUGCUGGAUCCCGAAAAUUCAACAGGCUAGGACAUUCUACGUUCCAUCGUGGAUUGGUACACACUAUGGCGAGUGGUUUGCCUUUAUAGUGCAAGCAAUCCAUACUUCUACUUUUGCUUCGUUCUGGCUGUUCAAGAUUUUUGGGUGUUCCGUUCUUUCAAUCUUUUCACUUAAGGGACUACAAGCAGAACAGACGAUUGUAAAUCGCAGUUUCGAGCGCCUUACUGAACUAUUCAAGGACUUGCAAACCUCCAAACUAACAAGAAAACAGUUCUGGGAUCAUCUGAAAUCAUCGAUCAAAGUGACUAUGGAUCAACAAACUCUGGUUUUUUGCCACCUCAUCAAAGUGAAACCAAUGGUCGAGCUUCUUUACUAUGCCACAUAUUUUUACGCCAUAGGAUGCAUUGGAUCUUCGUUCUUCUUGGUACUAUCACAACCGAUGUCCAUUUUGCUAUUUCUCCACGUUGCAACCGUCAUCGUAAUUUGCUUCGAGUGUUACCAACUGAGCUACCAAAUCGAUCGUCUGAAGGAAGUUGUAAGAUUCAGGUUAUGUGCUGCAAGAAUCAAUAUGUUCAACAAAAAUUUCUUUUCAACAUUUCAAGUUUGCAGCCACCUCCGGCCAUGCAUUCAGUCUGUGCACCCAGUUGCCAUACGCUGCCGGUCAGCAUCGCAAGGACUACCUCGAGGUGCGCACCACGCUGAUGAUAAUCGAGAUAUGCUCGCGGAACGUGGUGUGCUUUCGGUGCUUCGACAUCCCGGACAUUUCGGUUACGGUUUUUGUCAGCAUGGUUAAAGUUUCGUACUCGGUGCUGACGUUUUUGCUGAACACGAUCUAAGAACGAAACAAUGCUGACAAAUCUACAGGCUUGGAGCAUAACUAAUUUUGACCUAUUGCUUUGGUGUUGUUAAUUAAUUAGUUGAUCUCUAGAAAAGAUCGAUAGCUGUUGACUCGGAUUUGGAGUUGACGACGAUAGAGCACACUCCACAAGACAAAAAUGUUUGAAAUUGAUGUUACGACACAAAGACAUGACAAGUAUUAAUGUCUUUAUAAAAACAAAAAAAAAA